AUGGAAAGAACGCGAUACUUCCGUAGCGCCAACGAGUUCAACAUCGCCACGAACUUAUUGUCAGGAAAUAUUUUUCCACUCGGCGAUGAGAAAAGGAGUCUGAGCUUCGUUUCACUCUUGUGGGUUUCGUUCGUAUGGUCCGUUAACAUUACAUAUAUAUUUUCAGUGUUAUCCGGAUCCCUUUAUUUCGCGAAACUGACGACGAAAGAGGCCUUGAAAAGAUCAGGUGCGAUAAUCGCGCUGUAUGUCGAGUUUACUAUUCCCCUGAUCAAUCUCAACUUGCGCCGAAGUGCGUUUAGAAAUUUGAUAAGAAAAUACAACCUUAUUCUCAUCGAUUCCGAGGAGCUUAAGAAAUUCGUGCAUGACACAGUCAAGCCUUACAAAAAGGGCUUGAAAAUAUACACCGUCGCGUGUUUCAUAGUGACAACCAUGUGGAAAGCCGAGCCGAUUUUCAAAAUUUUUCAUAACGAUACAUUCACCUACACCGAUUUCACUAUUCCGGCCUACUUCCCCGGGGAACCAUUCGGUAAAAAAAUCUUCGCUGCUGGUGUGAUUUUGCAAAUCCUCGGCGCGUGUUUCGUCAACUUUGGAAAAAUCAGCAUCGACGUUUACGUCGGCUAUUUUAUCGCAGUCUUGACUGCCCAAUAUAAAUACGUUCGCAUGCAGGCAGCAAAAGCCCUCAGUCAACGUGACGACCAGCUACAAGACGAGCUACCGGUUUUCACCGCACUUCAGAAUUGCGUUCGGCAUCACGGUGCUGUUAUAGAAAUUAGCCAAAGACUCACCGAGUUACUGGCAUUUCAUAUCGGCGCGGCGUAUCUCACUUGUAUAAUGAAAUUCUGUUUCUUAGCCUUCGGAUUUGCAACAUUCGAAAGCGCUAACGUCGAAAAAGCCUCGUACCUGGUGUACGCUUUCGCAUGCGUAGUGCAAAUAUUUCUUCUCUGCUCCAGUAUUCAAGAGUUAUUCGAUGAGAGCACUUCGGUAACUCUUGAUGCGUUUCACGAAAAUUGGCACGCGCGCGGAAGUGCUGUAAAGAAAAUAUUUUGCCUGAUGGAACUGAGCAAUCAGAUGGAAUGCAGACUCAGCUCUUAUCGAAUUGUCGAUCUUGCGGUGCCGGCGUUAGCAGUGAUUCUCAGCAAAUCAUACUCGUUUUGUCUACUUCUCCUUGAAAUGAACUGAAUUGUCUAUUGUCGUUCUGCAUUCGUCGGCAGAAACUGGAUGUAGAAAAUAACGAAUUGGGACGAAUACAAAUUGCGUUGAGUGA
Venturia canescens is the source of this 1264-nucleotide messenger RNA. Its product is annotated as odorant receptor 67c-like. Bases 1 to 1179 code for a protein of 392 amino acids. Gene Ontology annotation, cellular component: plasma membrane. Lineage: Eukaryota; Metazoa; Arthropoda; Insecta; Hymenoptera; Ichneumonidae. The record is from RefSeq and is a predicted model, not a curated record. Gene Ontology annotation, molecular function: olfactory receptor activity; odorant binding. Gene Ontology annotation, biological process: detection of chemical stimulus involved in sensory perception of smell; sensory perception of smell. The transcript has 5 exons.